AUGGCAAAUGAUGAAAAUAAAAAUGCAUCGAUUGAAGAUGAUGACAUGCCCAAAAAGAGGGAACGAAGGGAUCAGGGGCAACAGUCAGAGCUCAAGAAGAUAACGUAUAACAUUGAGCCGGAUAAAGUGGACAUUGGAGUUCAGGCGGAUUCGGUGGAGAAGGUCAAGGUGACAUACAUAGAGCCAGAUGACGAGGAGUCUUCCCAUGGUUUCUUUUGCGGAAAGAAGAGAUCGGAAACGUCAUUACCACGACGAUCGUGGGAGACGGAUGACUAUAUUGAUUUCGAUGAUCUGCUGCCCUUGAUUGGCCAGUUUGGUCGAUUCCAGGUUAUGCUGUUCCUGUUCAUGAUACCCUUCUGCUUCAUCACCGCCUUUGUGUAUCUGGGCCAGAUAUUCAUGUGCCUGACCCCACAGAAGUACUACUGUUUUGUGCCGGAACUUUCACAAACGCCGACGGAGCUGCGCAAGCAGUUGUCCAUCCCAAAGGAGAAGGAUGGAUCCUACAGUCGCUGCCGGAUGUACGACACCAAUUACACGAAAAUCCACUUUGCCGAGAAUCAGAGUGCUUAUAUCAACACUUCGCUGUCCACGAUUCCCUGUCGAAAAGGAUAUGUUUUCGAGCAGGAUGGCAGAUCCUUCGAAUCGGCCACCAUGGAGUUUGGCUGGGUGUGCGAAGACGACAUAUACGCCACCUACACCCAGGUCAUCUUCUUCUUGGGCUCGAUUUUGGGUGGACUUGGUUAUGGCCACUUUGCGGAUCACUGUGGACGGGUGGCGGCGUUGGUCAGUAGCUGCUUCCUCGCUCUGGUUGGCAGCCUGGCCACCUCGAUGUCCUCGAACUUCUUCAGCUUUGCAGUUUCGAGAUUUUUAGUUGGUGCCUCCUACGAUACCUGCUUCACGAUGGUAUACAUUUUGGUGCUCGAGUAUGUGGGCCCCAAGUACCGCACCCUGGUGGCCAAUCUAUCGUUGGCCCUGUUCUACUCCCCCUUCACGAUGAUGAUGCCGUGGAUAGCGCUAUCGGCCGGAAAUUGGAGGAGAUUUUCCUCAUUUACAUCGCUACCCAUUGUGAUUGCCAUGUUUUCCUUUUGUCUGCUGCCCGAAUCUGCGCGCUGGCUGGUAUCGGUGGGUGCGAUCGACAAGGCCAUGGAGAUAUUGAAAAAAGUGAUUGAGGUGAACAAGAAGAAUGUUUCCAAGGAAGUACUCGAUCUUUUCGAGGCGAGCUGCACGUUGUUCUACAAGGAGGAGCUCGAUGGUCGCGAUUUUACAGUGUUUUCCAUAUUUAAGGGAAAGCGAAUGGCCCGUUAUAUGAUCCUGAUGAUUCUCAUCUGGAUGUCCAUUUCCCUAAUAUACGAUGGACAUGUGCGUGCGGCCAGUGUCCUGGAUAGUGAUAAUAUCUUUGUGUUCUUUACCAUCGCUUGUGCCACGGAGUUGCCGGGUAAUAUCCUGGUGAUCCUUACUCUGGAUCGCUGCGGACGUCGAUGGUGCUCCUUUUUCUACACAUCGUUAAGUGGUGUUUUUAGCCUGGUAGGGGCCAGUCUUCAGAAGAGGGAAUAUAUGAGGAUAUCAGCGCUAACUGGGAGAUUCUUUGCCAACACCUGCUAUAAUAUAGGACUGCAGUGGGCCGCUGAGAUACUGCCCACUGUGGUGAGGGCCCAAGGAGUGGCUUUUAUCCACACGAUGGGCUUCGUGGCGAUGUUGAUGUCGCCACCAGUGGUCUAUCUUUCCAAAAAGUCCCUGUCCAGCACGCUGAUCAUAUUGGGAGUCCUGGGUAUCUUUGGUGGACUGCUGGCCCUGUUUCUACCAGAAACCCUGAACCACGAACUCCCGGAAACUCUCAGUGAUGGCGCUGCAUUCGGUAAGAAUCAAAGGAUAUGGCAUAUGCCCUGCUGUGGCCCAGGAUCAAGGAAAUCCCAUCCGAGGCACAACUGGCACCAGGGCUCCAGCCUAAGGACCUUAUCGAAGGACGAGUUCCGCUCCACGAAAAUGUAUCGCAAGACGAAAUAUCACCAAGACUCCAACCCGAGUCCAUCAUCUAGUGAUUACAGGAGCACCGAUGAAAGGGAAAUCCGUACCUAUAGAUAUGGAAACGAGUCUAAGUGGCCAGAAGCUAAGAGCUGAGGUUAUCUCUAAGUUAAUUUUUUGUAAUUAUACUUUUCAUUUUAAUAAUUUUAAGAUUAAAUGAAAUCAAGAAUCCAAUCAACCCAGCACCAGCAAUAAAGUUCAUUGCCAAAGUUU
This is a messenger RNA of Drosophila erecta, 2235 nucleotides long. RefSeq names its product carcinine transporter. Gene Ontology annotation, cellular component: membrane. The coding region runs from base 1 to 2118 and encodes 705 amino acids. Lineage: Eukaryota; Metazoa; Arthropoda; Insecta; Diptera; Drosophilidae. Gene Ontology annotation, biological process: transmembrane transport. The transcript has 4 exons. Gene Ontology annotation, molecular function: transmembrane transporter activity. The record is from RefSeq and is a predicted model, not a curated record.